Messenger RNA from Panicum virgatum (switchgrass), 2465 nucleotides. RefSeq lists its product as uncharacterized. The coding region runs from base 1 to 2175 and encodes 724 amino acids. Lineage: Eukaryota; Viridiplantae; Streptophyta; Magnoliopsida; Poales; Poaceae. The record is from RefSeq and is a predicted model, not a curated record. The transcript is spliced from 7 exons.
AUGGAUCCCCCGGCGGCGGCGGCGGCGGCGGCCGCGGCGGAGGCGGAGGAGGACCUCCUGGAGGUGCGGUGCCCCGGGUGCGGGGAGACGCUGGAGGUGGAGCGCGGGCUGGCGGAGUUCGCCUGCCCGGACUGCGCCACGCCGCAGGCGCUCCCGCCGGAGCUCAUGCCGCCGCCGCCGCCGCCGAGGCGCCGUCGCGCGCUGCCCCUGACGCCUUCCGCGCCGGCCAGCGCGAGGCUUCCGUGCGGGUCCUGCGGGGCGAUGCUCGGCGUGCCGCCGGGGCUCGCGCGCUGUGGCUGCCCGGUCUGCGGCGCCGAGCUCGCUGUCGCCCCCGCGCGCCUCCGCCGGUACCUCCUGUCCGUCGCCACCGCGCCGCUCGUGCCGGUCUCGCUGCCGCCGGUCUUCCGGGCCCUGGAGGUACGCGAGCAAGCGACUCGUUCCUGCCGCCCCCGCGGGAUGGCUACGCUACUGUGCCUGCACUUGCUAUCUCGUCCAAAUAAAAUCGGUAGCCUUCGCACGGAGUGUUGGUCUGUAGCCUUCGCACCGCCAAUUUUGUGGGAUGGCAAGACUAUCCUGAUUCUGCAGUUGGUCUGGGACAUAUUCAAGGGCAUCCAAAUAAUCAACUGGGCCAUUCAGAACAAUCACAGGACAGACGUCAAAAUACGGUCAAAAUACGGUCAAAAUACGCAGGCAUUCAUGGAGUUUCCUGAUGCUGGCACUGAUAGCGAUAUGGAUACUGAAAUGUCAAAUGAGAUUAAUGAAAUGCCCUGCCAUAGGAAUGGAUUCCCAGUUGCUGUUAGAUCUGUUGGUGCAAAGGGGAGACAACUGGAAACUUUGAACCAUGUCACCUGUCAGGCACAUGCGCAGCAAUCCGAUCAUUCAGUUCAUGCAGAACAUCCUUCAGACCAUACAAUUGAUGUCAGGGAGGUAAAAGAUGUGUCUGCUAAUCAUGCAAUUCACAGAGGUCUGGGGCAUGUUGAGCCGGUUAAGGAGAAAACUGUUGUAAGACACACCGAUCAGGUAACUGGUACUGCUAUUGGCCCCAAAUCUGUAAGUGUGGAGAAGAGGCAGGUUCAAACACCAAAACAGAUCACACGGGACAGACAGCAAAAGACCAGACCUCCUAAACUACUUAAUCCUAUUGAACAAGACCCAGAACACUCCAAUGGUAAUAUCCAGGUAGAGCAGGAUGAAGCUGACAUGGGCCAGCUGCCACUACAUACUACGAAUCUCCUGCAAACGAAUCUGAGGAAAAUGAGGCUGCUUCUCCAAGUCAAACUAUAUCUGAUUCUCAAGACAUUGAUGGAGUCAGCAAUGAUAUUUCCUCUAGUUCAUUGGCCUCAGCACAGCAUGCCUCAUAGAAGAUCCAAUGAGGCAGACAAUUUGCAUGCUACAACACAGUCAGCUUCAAUUCCUGAUACGUCUGAUCCUGAAAGUUUUGCAUGUUAUUACAGUAAAACAUACCCUCCAGAGGUUAGAAGAGCUCUUGAAAGGAAUCCUAAUUUCAGGCAUGCUGGUGGCAAGGAAAAGAGAAAACACGGCAGCCGUGGUCCUACACUCUGCCUUAAAGUCUGGACCAUGCCUGAGGGUGUAAGGAUUCAAGUGCCCUUCAAUGAUCUAGGCCAACCUAUCGGAGACGAAGCAGGCACGUUGAGUAGCUUUCUGGGACAAAUCGCACGUGAUGGAACAGUGGCACCUCUGACGUAUACAGAUUGGAGGUAUUUUCCAGAGAAAAACAAGAAAGCAAUUAUGCAUUUAGUUAAUCUCAAGUUUGUGCUCCCUCCAAUUGGUCAAAUCUGGUCUAUGAAUGCUUUGGGAAAAAAGUGGAAGGACUGGAAAGUUGUCUUAAAACAUGAACGAUAUGAUGUCCAUGAGACAGAUGAGGAACGACUUGCCGAUCGAGAUUUCCGUGUCCCAGAAGAACAAUGGAAAGUCCUUGUGGCAUAUUGGGGUACUGAGAAAGCCAAGGCCGCAAGUGCUCGAUGUAAAGCUUCUCAAGAACAACAUCCUCGUGAUAGUCAUCAUAGAACUGGAUCGAAGAGCUACGCCCGGAUACAAGAGGAAGAGAGGCGGAAGCGACCAAACAUGGCGGAACCAAGCCUCACAGAUAUAUCUAAACCGACUCAUGCUCCCAAAGAUGGUGGUUCUGCCAAAGUCGGCGGUCCAGACCAGUGAACUUAUGGGCGUGUGCUCUAUCAGUGAGCUUUGUGGAAAGGCGGGUGCUAAACUGAAGGCUUAGGAUCCAGAUGGGUUUUGGAGGAAGAUGCUGGAAGUGGAAGAAAAUUGCAUGAGGAAGAUGCUGGAUCUUGUUGUGCUCUUCACCUAGCUGACUGUGAUUUGUAUCUUGGGACUAGGGAUCGUAUAGAUGUGAUGUGGCUUCCUAAACAUCUAGGGUAGGCACUAUGUAAUGUUCACUAGCUGGAUAAUACUACUGAUAUUAUUGCAUCUUUUGCUACUUCUCGUUC